AUGGGGAGGAGACAAACCCCAAACAGCGAGCCCAAACCAGCCCAGCUCCAACGCGGACGAAGCAGAUCCAUCUCGAAGCCACCCCUCAGAGUGANGGGGACCGUCGCCCUCCGGGAGAUCCGGAAGUACCAGAAGAGCACCGAGCUCCUGAUCCGGAAGCUCCCCUUCCAGCGCCUGGUCCGCGAGAUCGCGCAGGACUUCAAGACCGACCUCAGGUUCCAGAGCUCCGCCGUCGCCGCCCUCCAGGAGGCCGCCGAGGCGUACCUCGUCGGGCUCUUCGAGGACACGAACCUGUGCGCGAUCCACGCGAAGAGGGUCACCAUCAUGCCCAAGGACAUCCAGCUCGCGAGGAGGAUCAGAGGCGAGAGGGCUUAAGAAGGGGAUCUUCGCUGUUUUGUGUCUUGUUUUAUGAUGGCUAGAUGUGAAAUAUAUUGUAUCAGUGGAAUAUUAUGGGAAUGAAAUUUUAGCUCUUCGUUUGGUUAUUCUUCUUCUUUUUUUUAAUAAAUUAGAUAUCUACUUUUUUAAGUGAUUACUAA
This is a messenger RNA of Asparagus officinalis (garden asparagus), 536 nucleotides long. Its product is annotated as histone H3.3-like. Lineage: Eukaryota; Viridiplantae; Streptophyta; Magnoliopsida; Asparagales; Asparagaceae. Gene Ontology annotation, cellular component: nucleosome. The record is from RefSeq and is a predicted model, not a curated record. The transcript is spliced from 2 exons. Gene Ontology annotation, molecular function: DNA binding; protein heterodimerization activity; structural constituent of chromatin. Bases 1 to 375 code for a protein of 124 amino acids.